Messenger RNA from Plectropomus leopardus (leopard coralgrouper), 1096 nucleotides. The record is from RefSeq and is a predicted model, not a curated record. NCBI's taxonomy places the organism in Eukaryota, Metazoa, Chordata, Actinopteri, Perciformes, Serranidae.
AAGUAGUUUUGUAGCAGGAAGCUGACUAACGACAUAAAGAGUUUGGAACCGUUUACGCACAGUAUAUGGAUCGUUUUUACGCAAAGAUUUUACGCAAAGGUCAACCUUGUGGAAAGUUAUAUAUUCCAAUUUGAAAAUAGGGAAAUUCUGUAUCUCUGCAAGCUUUAUGACACGAUUCAAACACCCCCAGCAGGACUCGGCUUCUCCCCACUGGUUCCUGAUAUUGUUCCCUGCUGCUCCCUCCCCUUUCCCGGCUCCUCCUCUGCCGGGCUUCUCGGUCCACCGAAGCCGAUCUUCCCAAAACUUUCCGUGCCAGGGCUUCCUGUUCAAAAAAAGCUCCUAGUGUUGUAUGUAGGCACAGAAUUGGUGCCGAUGGAGGGAGACGCGUAAAAGAUAUGAAAUAUAAAAAAAAAAGAUGGUACUGAUGACCGAGCAGGCGGACAGACCUCUGACCCCGUUAUCCGCACCGGAGCAACUUUCCAACAAGGACUCCCGGGGGACUCGGUCUGAGUUGGAGAAUGGAGGUGAGAGGAGACAGAGGAGACACAGAGGCUCACCUGCAGACCUCCUGCUGUGUCCAGAGUCAGAGGCAGACCCCUCAGAGAGCAAGAGGAAACCAGCUGGCAUGAGAUUGAAACCAGUGGAGCAGCUUUCUCCAGUGCUGAGUCCGAGUGACUGCGAAACAAAGUUUCAACGGAAAAAAACCCAGCCUGGUCACUUAUCAAAGACAAACGCCCAGUAUCAUAAGUUAUUCAAGGAGGUCAGCAAAGAUGAGUCGCUCAAACAAAGUUACACAUGUGCCCUGCAGAGAGACAUCUUAUAUCAGGGCAAAAUGUUUGUCUCUGAUAACUGGAUCUGUUUCCACUCCAAAGUCUUUGGCAGAGAUACAAAGAUUUCCAUCCCGGUGAUGUCUGUGACAUUUAUUAAAAAAACUAAAACUGCGUUAUUGGUGCCAAACGCCCUCGUGAUUGAAACUACAAGCGAUCAGCAUGUGUUUGUGUCCUUCCUCUCACGAAACACCACCUACAAACUUCUGAAGACCAUCUGCAUUCAUCUGGAGGUAAAUAUCAUCUUUAACCCUCAGGGCCCGCUUUGA